CGACGUGCAAGAGAAAAAAGAAACGUGAACUGCCGCAAGAGGCUUAAAGUCGCUUCCCUGUCGAAAGCUCCUAACAAAGGCGAGUCAAUUCACCUAAUUGAGCAUUUAAUUUAAUGACGGACUUGGUUUCAACUACCAAACAUGGUAGUUAGCCCUGAGUCAACUCGAGAUUCGAUUCGGUUCGUCAAACUAAGGCUGUUGCUGGUUUGCUAGCUAGCUUAGCCCCCGUUAGCUUCCAGGAUGGACAGCUGAGCGCUAGCCCGGGCAGGUCGUGCUUCAGAUGUAGUGAACUGAGAGUCUCUGGAGAACGAUAGAGGGAGUGUUUGGUGAGGGAGUGAGUGAGUGAGUGAGUGAGUGAGUGUUUGUGUGUGUGCCUUCAGCCACCUCCCAGCGGGGUGGACACUGUUUACCCCAUGAAGAACUGCGAGUACCAGCAGAUCGACCCGCGGGCGCUGGCGGUGUUGCCCUCGUCGGCGCAGAACCACACCGAGGAGAAGGCGCAGCGGCCGCGGAGGAAAUGGGAAGUGUUCCCCGGGAAGAACCGCUUCUACUGCGACGGGCGGAUCAUCCUGGCCAGACAGAGCGGGGUCUUCCCUCUGACACUGGGCCUUAUUGUCGUCACCUGUGGCCUUUUCUUCGCAUUCGAUUGCCCGUUCCUGGUGCAACAUCUGACCGUCUUCAUACCUGUGAUCGCUGCGGUGCUUUUUGUGUUUGUGGUCGUCUCCCUGCUGAGAACCAGCUUCAUAGACCCCGGCAUCCUGCCCAGGGCCACCCCGGAUGAAGCUGCAGACAUAGAGAAGCAGAUAGAUACUUCAGGAUCCUCUACAUAUCGCCCCCCUCCACGAACCAAGGAGAUCCUCAUCAACCAGCAGGUGGUAAAGCUCAAAUACUGCUUCACUUGUAAAAUGUUCCGGCCUCCGCGAACCUCCCACUGCAGCCUGUGCGACAACUGUGUGGAACGAUUUGAUCACCACUGCCCAUGGGUGGGGAACUGUGUCGGCAAACGCAAUUACCGCUUUUUCUACAGCUUCAUCAUCUCCCUGUCAUUUCUGACAUCGUUCAUAUUUGGCUGUGUCGUCACACACAUCACUCUGCGUUCUCAAGCAGGGAAAAGCCUUGUUCAAGCUGUUCAGGAGAGCCCUGGCAGUGUGGUGGAGUUGGUGAUUUGUUUCUUCUCCAUCUGGUCUAUACUGGGCCUCUCAGGCUUCCAUACAUACUUAGUAGCCUCCAACCUCACGACAAACGAAGAUAUUAAGGGCUCCUGGUCAAGUAAAAGAGGUGCAGAGGAUUCUGGGAACCCGUACAGUUACAACAGUAUCAUAACCAACUGCUGUGCGACGUUAUGUGGCCCCAUGCCCCCGAGUCUGAUUGACAGAAGAGGUUUCCUUCCUCCUGAGGAGGCGAUCUCUGCUGCCUCCGCCUCUGAGAUCGAGCUGCCCCUCUUCACGGCCAAGAACGACGCUCACAUGUGCACUCAGAGCACAAAGGACAUGCUGGACAGGAUGGUCCAUUCCUCCGACUUCCACGGCCUGUGCCCCCCCGGCACCCCAAAGACCACCCCUCUCGGCCUCGAGGUUUCCCGCACGCCGGCACCUUCCGCCGAGCCUUCCCCGUCUGUCGGCUGCUUGCAGCAAGGCGCUCGGCAGUCGGGGGCCACUCCUUGCCCCCCGUUCAGCAGGAGCAGCAAGAGGGACUCGCUGCACUCCAUGAAUCCAGCGUUUCGCCUUGCUUCUCCUUCGCCAUCGCUGAGUCGCACCAGCUUGAUUCUGGGUGAUGCAACCGACAAUGGCUUUGUCCUAAUACCCUGAUUGAGCACCUAGUAAACACCGGUGAAACGACAGAGUCCUGGUGGAAUUAUUCAAGGCAAUGAUUGUGGCUACAAAGAGACGUUGUCACAUGGUGGUCAUGAUUUGUGUUGCCUUCGGUUUCUCAAGAUGUCAUUCUGAUGAGUAUAUCAAGCAUUACCUGGAUAUUUUUCUAGUUCCGUGAGGUGUAUCCACAAUGUGUGUCUUUCAGGAUGGUGGUAAAUCUUAGUAACAUUCGUAAGCACAAUAUAGAGAUAUUUUUUUAUACACCUUUUAAUUGAGAUGCCUGUGACAUGUCUUCGCAUCUUCCAAAGAACCUCAAGCCAUCAGCCGCAGGGUUUUAAGUUCCUGUUAUCUUGUGCAAACAGGUCUUUAAAUCCGGGAAUACAGUUUGACUGUGGAUUGCAAGAAGUGUAGAAACAAAAUAUUUACUGAGCUGGCACAGAGAGCCUCAGGAUUAUACAUUCAAGAGUUAGCCUUAGGUCGUCCAAUCAUUUCCUCUCAUCUUUAUUUGCUCAGUGUCAGUGGGUGGAUCCACUUUGGCUGUUUUUGAUUAAGAUGAGGGUCAGUUAUUUAUGUUUCAUUUUGUGCAUAUCAAUUCUUUAUUUUGCACGUCUUGUACAUCAAAUGCUCUUAUGCAGGAGAUGGCAACUGAGAGGUGACACUUCAGAUUCUUUCAUAUGUCUGAAAUGACUACCAUAUACUGUAAUGUCCACUUUGCUGCUUUCAGGGCCCAGAGUAUUCAUCGCUAAAACACUGUGUUCCUAUUUAUCUGAUCUACUGGGACACAGUUUGAGUGAGCAUCUGCUUUUGCUUUGCCUCAGGGCCUCAGUAGGUUACCAGUGACGAAUGGACUGCUUGGAGCACGGUAAUGUUUUCAGGAAAGUUCAUGAGGCCUCUUAUGUAGGGUAGGUUAUUUAUUUCAUGGCUGUGACCUUUUACUGCUCUUACAGCAUGAAACCUAACCCUGUCUGUCAUGGUGGAGCACUGUUUCUUGUUAGGUGUUAAUUUGUGCCACUAGGGGGCAGAAUGUGAAUAAGGAUUGCAGCCUUACUAGAGGACCAGUAGUGACUUGAGAAGUAUUAGCAGAAAGGCCUUGUGAUGUUUGGGUUUUUUUUUUUUUUUGUUUGUAACUGAGCAUCGAUGCUGUGCAUAGGUUGUGAGUUUGUGAAGAACCAUGUUGCCAUAGUGAGUGGGUCAUUCAUUUAUCAGUCUUCAUCCAGACCCUGUAGUUUGUAUAGACACUUAUGCAAGCAGUGCUUGUAUGAACACACUUGUUUGCUUUUUGUAGGAUGUAACAGUGGAACUGUAACAUUAAAUCAAUAAAAAUGAUCAGUUUUGUUGA
Messenger RNA from Pleuronectes platessa (European plaice), 3150 nucleotides. It is a transcript of the gene zdhhc18a, whose product is annotated as zinc finger DHHC-type palmitoyltransferase 18a. NCBI's taxonomy places the organism in Eukaryota, Metazoa, Chordata, Actinopteri, Pleuronectiformes, Pleuronectidae. Gene Ontology annotation, molecular function: protein-cysteine S-palmitoyltransferase activity. Gene Ontology annotation, biological process: protein targeting to membrane; peptidyl-L-cysteine S-palmitoylation. Gene Ontology annotation, cellular component: endoplasmic reticulum; Golgi apparatus. The record is from RefSeq and is a predicted model, not a curated record. The transcript is spliced from 9 exons. The coding region runs from base 414 to 1808 and encodes 464 amino acids.